Messenger RNA from Rhodofomes roseus, 676 nucleotides. RefSeq lists its product as uncharacterized. NCBI's taxonomy places the organism in Eukaryota, Fungi, Basidiomycota, Agaricomycetes, Polyporales, Fomitopsidaceae. The transcript has a single exon. The coding region runs from base 350 to 676 and encodes 108 amino acids. The record is from RefSeq and is a predicted model, not a curated record.
CCCUCGACACCCUCGACACCUCGAGCCACUCCGUGUGGGGCUACUCAACAAGUACACGAUAUUUAAGGGCGCGACAUGCAUGUCCAGAUGACGAUCGAUGCAUACCAGACACCACAGCGUGGACCGGUCAUCAGCAUUCUGCACAUACUUUCACGAACUCAAUUCAGGAUAUGAAAUCGACUCCUUCGCGUCAUGAUGACCACAGAGGGUUAUGCACAGUCCUUGUGCGAGACAUAGUGCAUGGCAUUCGAUCUUGCGUACUCAGCUGUGCGUCAUCAAUGUGAUAGCAUCGUGUACUUACAUGCCUGAGUGUCUUCACUAACCACGUCGACUAAGACUUUUUUUCAAUAUGGCUGCCGACGAGGACCGUCUGCCCCCUCUUCACCUCUCCUUCCCGUUCACCUACACCGUCCCGGACCCUCUUCCAAAUGCCCCCUUCGUUCCUUCCGCAGAGGAAGCCGAGCACAGAUACCACGGUCUUCCCUCUCAGCCCAUCUUCGUCGUUCGUUCUAACCACGACAUCUGGGUUAUACCGACGGGUAUGGAGGCACACAUCCAGCCCAGAGAGUUGCGUCGUGUCAACGACCACCCUCUCAACAAGGUCUGGGAGGGCAAUGUAGACGUCGCCAUGGACACAUACCUGGUGCGAACCAAGGUGCAGUACACGAGUGUGUGA